Daldinia childiae is the source of this 2376-nucleotide messenger RNA. RefSeq names its product arginine rich protein. The record is from RefSeq and is a predicted model, not a curated record. Bases 1 to 2376 code for a protein of 791 amino acids. The transcript has 4 exons. NCBI's taxonomy places the organism in Eukaryota, Fungi, Ascomycota, Sordariomycetes, Xylariales, Hypoxylaceae.
AUGGCCUCCGCGGCCACGACUAUGGCUUCCGCCGAGCAAACGACUGUUCCAGCUACUAGCACUACGACUCUCACGCCCCGAAAAUUCAAGGCUUCGGAUCUACCUCUGCCAUCUGCUACGCGAUCCGCAAUCGAGGGAUUGGCCCAUAGCUUUAAAAAGAAGGGUGGUUACGAUGCAAUUCGCAAACAAAUCUGGGAGAAGUUCGAGCAGAGCGAUUACGAGGCUCAGGUCACCAAAUCUAUCCUCGAAGUCGCCGAGCAAGAACUAGAGCGUAAUCCGUCGCAACUUCUAACCCUUGAGCGCCGAAAGGCUGCCGCCCUUAUUGAUGGUGCUCUCGACCGUUCCGGCGUCUAUCAAAAAGCCGAGGAGGUUCUCGACCAGCUGAUCGAUGUUGAGGCUAUUGAGACGCGCAUGCGUGAACUACGUCAAGCUGAAAUCGGCCUCGACGCAGCUAAGGAAGAGCAAGAACGCGGCUCCAAAACAGAUAUAGAGUACGCUAUUGAAUCAGCUCGCAGCCUAGAUGAGCGUGAACGGAUCCGACGAGAGCUUAGGGUGAAGGAAGAGCAGAUCUUGGAGGAGAAACGUAAGAUCGAACGAGAGGAACGCAAGAAGAGAGAGCGUGAGAGAGAACGUGAAUUAGAAAAAGCCGAAGCUAAGCGCAAGGAGGAGCGAGAUGCUCGAAGGCGUGAACGUGAAAAGAAAGAAGCAGAGCGCGAACGCGAAAGGGAGAAGGAGAGAGAGGAACGUCGACGCGCCAGAGAGCGAGAUAGAGAAAAGGACCACGACCGACGCAGAUCCAGAACCAGGUCAAGGCAUAGAUCCCGGGACAGGUCACGACAUCGCGACAGGAACCGCGAGGGAGAUCGUGAUCGAGACCGCGAUCGUAGCCGUCGUCGGGAUAGCCGCGAACGGCGACACCGCGAGCGGUCCCCUAGGGAUGAACGUGAACGUGGAAAGCCGGAGGAACUCAAGAAACAGCUUACUAAAGAGGACCAUGAGAGGCUUGAGAGGGAAGCGCUCGAAAAUCUUUUACGGGAGAGCAAAAAGAGCACUGCUAAACAACCCGAACUAGAGGUUGAUGAGGCCCUCGUACCGCCUCCUCGAAGGAUUAAACCAGCUUCCGCCAUACAACCUAUACGUCGUGACUCGAUUAAGAAUUCAGACACAAAGAGGACACCCGAGCUUACGAAGUCGGAAUCCAAAGAUUCGGCAAAAGAGGCUGCGGACGGAAAGGAGGGGAGGGAAACGAAGACAUCUAAGGAAUCUAAAGAACCUGAACCCAAAGAGACCAAGGAAAAUAAGGAAAGCAAGGAGCCCAAAGAUACCAAGAGCAAAGAGGAGAGACGGCCUAGCCCGGCCCCUUCUCGACACCAUCGUGAUCGAUCACGUGGCACAGAAGAUGAUCGAAGACGCCGUGAUCGUGACCAUCAAAGCAUCGAUCAGACCGUCGAGAACGUAGCCGUUCUAGAGAUCGUGACCGGAUUAUGGAGAGAGAUAGGGAUUUUUACCGUCCAGGCCAACGAGACAGAAGUCGCUCUCGUGCGCGACCUCAGCGCGACAGACAUGAGAGGAGUCGCUCUCGAGAUAGAUACAAACCCGACCGUAGAGAGCGAAGUCGUUCUCGGCGGCCCAGGGACGAUCGAGACAGACGUGACCGGAGUCGCUCACGUGCCCGCCCUGAGAAACGGGAUGAUCGCCGAGAAAGGUCGCGCUCACCUAAGCCCAGAGUCGAAAAACCUCGGUCGCGUCCGCCCCGAAGCCGAUCCCGUUCUCGGCCAGCUACUGCUAAAACGCGAGCAGGAAGCGAAGGCUUAUUUGGCAGCGCAGCGCGCGGCUCGCGAGAAAGGUCUGCCUAUUCCUGGUGUCGAUGAUAAAUGGAGUACUGGAGAGCGCUCACCCGAAGCUAAGAGAGCCCGUGCCCCUGAUGAGAUUGAUCGGUAUAGGCCUGGCGAUCGCGACCGAACCGACAAGUAUCGCGAGCGAGAUAGAGAUGAUCGUCGAGACAAAGAGAAGGAGCGCGACAAGGAUGAUCGACGAGAGCGGCGACGUAGUCGAAGUAAAAGUCGUAGUCGCCGCCAGGAUCGUGAUCGAAGCCGUGAUAGGGAUAAAAGCCAAGAUCGCGAACGUCACCGGUCCCGCGAUAGAUACCGUGGGGAGGGAACUCGGGAUAGGGACCGCGACCAUGACCGUGAUCGUGACAAGUAUCGCGAAAGAGACCGUGAUCGCGACGGAGAUAGGGAUAAGCGCAGCCGUCGUGACAGAAGUAAUGAAUCACGACGCGACAAAGGCCGGGACCGAAGGGAUAGGAGCAUCGAGUCUAGGCGGGAUAAGAGAGAUCAAAGUCGCAGUCGCCGACGAAGCCGCAGCCCCCGUUAG